AUGGACCCUGUGCCUCUUGUGACUGGCGCAGAAGGCGCGCCGCGCUCCUACAAGCUUAUGGAGAUCCCGCCGGAGCUAGAGUCGAUCUUGUCCGCGGGAACCGACUCACCGCUGCUUACAUUUAACGGCCGCCUCGUUGAUGAGGCGGUGCUUUCCACGACAAACAAAACGUACGCCGUGCGCCAAGUCCACCAGUCCAAUAGCCUUUUGCUAUGCGCCGUGGAGCAGAGCGGCGAUGGCGGGAUGUACCUGCGCUUGCACCAGAAUGUCGCAGACACGAUCGAGCUGGUGCCGACGCCUCCGCGGCUCGGGCGCAUCGUCGCGCUGCUGCACGACUCCGAGUACGCAGGGGAGGAGGCAGAGAUGGAUGCUGCAUUUGCGCGGCUGUAUACCCCGAACGAAGUGCGCUCUGUGAUACAGGCUAGCGAAGAAGAGCUUGCACAAGGGCUGCGCGACGAACAUGUGCUCGUGCUCGACGUGCUGAACCAGCUUGAUAUUCUCGCGUGCGAUGCAGAGCAUGUGCCGUACGCGCCAGUUUUGGAAGCGCUGCAAAUGAGCGCGCGCGCCGAAGUCGCAGAAAAAAUGCUCUGCGACUGGUUCUGCGCCGCGCCGCGCCCGACGGGCGUUCCAACGCACGUUGCGCUUGCAACGGCAGACAUUGCACGCUUUAUCGGCGUGUAUUUGCUAAGUACUGAAAAACGCAUGGCGCUGCUUGACUUUUUGGCGCGCUGGAAGGAGGCGCUGGGGCCCCUUGCAGACGAAGCGCAACUUCCACUGCUAACGGGAAACUAUUUAUUUUAUCCUCCACCAGCGUCAUUUACGACGGUGAAUGCACACCAGGCGGGCCAUACAGAGCCAAUGCCAGAGACGCUUGCGUCGGGAAUCGCCAUUCAGUACUUUCCACGCGAGCAUCUUCCACUCGCGCCUGCGCAGUGUCUCCAGGAGCUGUUUAUGCUCCGCACACAGUGGGUCCGCGAAGAGAUUACUCCCUUUAUUGCGCACCUGUUGAGUGCGGCCCCUGGGUCAAAAAAAAACGCGGGGCUGGACGGGCUUUUGCUCAAGCACGGACGGAGCUGCAAAGCGCGAUGGAGUCGCGUGCACGCAGCCGUGCUCCUCCGCGCCGGCCUUUUGGACAGCGCCGGUGCGCCACCCGCGACGGGCACGGAGGAGUGCACGCUCUACCAAGCGCGCGUAAAGUAUUAG
Malassezia vespertilionis is the source of this 1203-nucleotide messenger RNA. RefSeq names its product Ctf8p and Ctf18p associating protein (gene DCC1). Gene Ontology annotation, cellular component: chromatin; Ctf18 RFC-like complex; nucleus. Gene Ontology annotation, biological process: mitotic sister chromatid cohesion; maintenance of mitotic sister chromatid cohesion. The record is from RefSeq and is a predicted model, not a curated record. Bases 1 to 1203 code for a protein of 400 amino acids. The transcript is spliced from 3 exons. Lineage: Eukaryota; Fungi; Basidiomycota; Malasseziomycetes; Malasseziales; Malasseziaceae.